Messenger RNA from Hyaena hyaena (striped hyena), 857 nucleotides. RefSeq names its product ribosomal protein S19 binding protein 1 (gene RPS19BP1). Bases 60 to 473 code for a protein of 137 amino acids. Lineage: Eukaryota; Metazoa; Chordata; Mammalia; Carnivora; Hyaenidae. The record is from RefSeq and is a predicted model, not a curated record. Gene Ontology annotation, molecular function: enzyme binding. The transcript has 4 exons. Gene Ontology annotation, cellular component: nucleolus.
AAGACCACGGUGGCCAAGGCGGAAGUAGUGUGAGCGUGUGGGCGGAGCUCAGUGCAGCCAUGUCGGCGGCCCUGCUGCGGCGGGGCUUGGAGCUGCUGGGGGCGCCAGACGCCCCCCAGGCCGCGCCAGGCCAGGCCAAGCCGAGCGGGGCUCGGGAGAAGCGGACCCGGAAAGCGAAGGCUUCCCGAGCCCAGAAACUGCGGAACUCGGCCAAGGGCAAGGUGCCCAAGUCGGCGAUUGCUGAGUUCCUGAAGCGAGAGUGUCAAAACUACCUCAGAGUAAACCUCAAGUUUAUGACCGGUACAAGAAGCCCAGUGGCUGAGUCAGUCACCCAACAGAUUGUGCGCCAGAACCGGGGCCGCAAGGCCUGUGACCGACCUGUGGCCAAGACGAAGAAGAAGAAGAAGGCUGAGGGCACCGUGUUCACCGAGGAAGACUUCCAGAAGUUUCAGCAGGAAUACUUCGGCAGCUAGGCUCCCCGGAGGACGCGGUGGGAAAGGCACCCAGCCCCGGUCUCCUCGCACCUCACAGCCUCUACUGGCUCUGGGACCCUGCCAAGCUGCCGGCCUGGUGCAAAGAUGCCUCGGGGCUCAAGCCAGGGCAGGGUGGCCAGAAAGGGGCCUGCAGGCCGGAAGCCCCAGGGAGGAUACGCACUCAGCACAGCUGACUUCCGCAGGGAGGGGCCGGCUGCGCACCAGGAGACACGGGUGACUGUUUCCUUUGCUCUGGCCGAGCAGGGCCCCUGGGCUGUUUGCUGUGGGGAAGGCCAGUCACGAGGCCCUCAGGGCCACACCUCUGAGGGUAGGAGAGGGGCUGCCGGGCAGGCCUCUGGGCUCUAAUAAACGUGGACCCGAGAG